AUGACUUUUGACCCGACCGAGAAACCAUCCCACGGAACUCCCCUGCGCGAAACAGGCCAGGAAGAAAGCCGACACACGACAUCUCAUCACCCAGACGCUAGACCCGAGCACCCUCAGGGUCGAGGCGACGAGAAAACACCGUCAUGGAACGAGAACGAAAAGGCGCUUGAAUGCGGCGAGCAGGACGACGGUCAGGAUGACUGCGGCGCCACGGAGUGUUCGAAUCAGACGUCGGAGCGUCAGGAUCUUCGACGACCCGGUCUGGGAAGUAGACAGAACACGGCCCUGUCUUCAGUCGCCGCCGCCCCAUUCGCGCCGUACAAUCUGUGCGACAGCCUACCGCCGAUGGACCGUCAUGGAUCGGCGCGAUCUUCGGCACACCACCGACGCCCUUCGGAAGGGAGCGGUACGUCGACUUUGAGAGACGUCCCAAGUAACCUUGCAAACGCGAGUCGGCAGUCGACCGAUGCCUAUGGCAAUACAUACCCCGAAGGAGGGCGAGAGGCCUGGCUGUGCGUCUUUGGUUCGUUUUGCGGGUUGGUGGCUGCCCUUGGGGUGAUGAACACUCUCGGUACGUACCAGGCGUAUCUAUCGACGCAUCAACUCCGCGACUACUCGGAGAGCACGAUCGGGUGGAUCUUUGGCAUCUACGCCUUCCUGUCGUUCUUCUUCGGCAUCCAGAUCGGACCCAUCUUCGACGCCAAAGGUCCCCGCUACCUGGUGCUCGCGGGCUCGGUAUUGCUCGUGGCCGCCAUAUUGAUCCUCGGCGCGUGUCACGCGUACUGGCACUUCUUGAUCACGCUGGGCGUCAUGGGCGGCAUGGGCACUUCGCUCAUCUUCACCCCGGCGAUCGCGUCCGUGGGGCAUUUCUUCCUCCGGAAGCGUGGCCAGGCUACAGGGCUGGCUGCCGCGGGCGGCUCGUUGGGGGGUAUCAUCUUCCCGCUAAUGUUGCAGUCCCUCUUCCCGAAGAUCGGGUGGGCGUGGUCGACGCGCGUCGUCGCCCUCAUCGAUCUGGUCCUGCUCAUCUUUGCAAACCUGUUCAUCAAAGCGCGGCUGCCUCCUCGCAAGGCCACCAAAGAGAACAUUCUCCCGGACGUCCGCAUCUUCAGGGACCCCGUCUUCGCCUUGACCACGGUCGGCACCUUCUUCAUCGAGUGGGGCAUCUUCGUCCCGCUGACCUACCUCAGCAGCUACAUGUUGAGUUACGGGACGUCGACGGACUUCUCGUACCAGAUACUCGCCAUCCUGAACGUCGGGUCCUGCUUCGGCCGGUACUUUCCGGGCUUCGUGGCCGACAAGAUCGGCAGAUUCAAUUCGAUGAUCAUCACCAUCACCCUGUGCCUCGUCACGACGUUGGCGCUGUGGCUACCCGCCAACGGAUCCGUGCCGGUCGUCGUUGUGUAUGCCUUGCUCUUUGGCUUUGCGUCCGGGUCUGGCAUCUCCCUGACGCCCGUCUGUGUCGGCCAACUAUGCAAAGUGGAGAACUACGGACGGUAUUACGCAACCUGCUAUACAGUUGUGUCGUUUGGAUCGUUGACCGGUAUCCCCAUUGCGGGUCAGCUGGUGGCCAAGGCCCAUGGCAAAUACUGGGGUUUGAUCGUGUUUACCGGGUGCGCUUACACUGCGGCACUGGCGAUGUUUCUGGCCGCAAGGGUGAUGGGCGCAGGCUGGAAGGUCAAAAAGUCCUAUUGA
Messenger RNA from Exophiala spinifera, 1692 nucleotides. RefSeq lists its product as uncharacterized. NCBI's taxonomy places the organism in Eukaryota, Fungi, Ascomycota, Eurotiomycetes, Chaetothyriales, Herpotrichiellaceae. Bases 1 to 1692 code for a protein of 563 amino acids. The transcript has 2 exons. The record is from RefSeq and is a predicted model, not a curated record. Gene Ontology annotation, cellular component: fungal-type vacuole membrane. Gene Ontology annotation, biological process: transmembrane transport. Gene Ontology annotation, molecular function: transmembrane transporter activity.